AUGGUCGGGCGACGACGGCUUCAGCGCCGUCGUCGCGUGCUUCGAAGCUGGCUUGCCAGGCCUGCUAAUCACUUCUUCCCGCUCGCCGGCCGCAUCGCGAGUAACCCGUGUUCGGGGCUCCCGGAGCUCCAUUGCGGCAACCAAGGAGCGGAGCUCGUGGUCGGAGAGGCCCGCGUCGCCCUCGCGAGCCUGGACUACAGCACGCAGGCGGCGUCGCUGGAGAGGAUCGUGCUGCCAUACGGCGGCGAGGACGACGGCGUGGCCCUGUCAGUGCAGCUGGUGUCGUUCGCGUGCGGUGGCUUCGCCGUGUCGUGGUGCACUGACCAUGUCCUCGUCGACGGUACCGCGCUCUGCAUGCUAGUCGGCGCGUGGUCCGAGCUCGCGCGGUCGGGGACGCUCGCCGUGGGAUCCCAGCCGAACCACGACCGCUCGGUGUUCCGGCCUCGCGCGCCGCCGUCCUACGGCGCGGCACUGGACGAGUCGUUCACGCCGUUGCCGGACGCCCACGACCCCAGCAACCGGCAGCAGGUCGACGACGGCGACAACAGCAUCGUCAAGCGCCUCUACUACGUGGAGGCGCGCGACGUCGCACGCCUGCGCGACGCGGCGACUAGCCGGGACCGGGAGGGCCAGCGCGCGGCGUCAUGCGUGGAGGCGGUCUCGGCCUACCUCUGGAAGGCCCUCGCCGGGUUCGUCGUGGGCACAGCCCACGACCGCUGCAGCGUGGGACUGGUCGUCGACGGGCGCCGGCGGUUCACGUCCCCCGGCCUCCGGGCGUACAUGCGCAGCUACGUCGGCAACGUCAGCACCCUGGUGGUCAGGGAGGCGAGCGCACAGGAGCUCGUGCGGACGCCCCUGCCAGAGGUGGCGGCGAUGGUGCGCGAGGCGGUCUCAGCGCCGGCGUACGACGAGCACUUCCAGGAGCUGGUCGACUGGGUGGAGGAGCACAAGGGGCCGAGGCGGUACGCUCAGACGGCGUCCCAGGGGCUGGGAAGUCCGGCGGUGAUCAUCUCGAGCUUCUUGGGUGUCAACACGGACUUUGGCUUCGGCCAUGCUGCGGUGAUGCUACCGAUGGCUGCCGCGAGGCUCUCGUCAGGGUUCGUGCGGAUCAUGGCGGCGCCAGGGGGCCGUGGAUCGUCGUGGAUUGUCGGCGCCUCGUUACGGCCGCGGCUCGCUGCGGCACUCAUCGACUCCGUCAUCUUCAAACCUCUCACGGCGGAGCACCUUGGGCUGCGGCUGCUCGCUACCCAAGACCGCAAGAGUCGGCUUUGA
This is a messenger RNA of Miscanthus lutarioriparius, 1272 nucleotides long. The record is from the annotation of a GenBank genome assembly. Lineage: Eukaryota; Viridiplantae; Streptophyta; Magnoliopsida; Poales; Poaceae.